CCGAGAUCGGACCGCUGGGAACAGCCGAACAGCCGGCCAGCGCCGCCCAGGGCGGCGAAGAUUUUGGAGUUCUCCAUUGCGGACGACGGAGUCCACGGAGGCGGUGGCGACGUGCCGCUCUCUAUUUUUCUGUACUUCUUUUUUUAAAAAAGGGAAUUAUUAAUUAGAGAGUUCGGUUGGGAGGAUUUUUUUUUUUUUUUUGCUAUUUUCUUUCUCCUUUUUUUUUGUUCUAUAGUUGAGGAGGCUGAUGCCGACCGAUUCCAUCGAAAGGGAAAGGAGGCCGAAUCCCAAACCAAACCCGCGUUCUUCUUCUCCUUCCCUUCGAUCCGAUCCCUCCUCCACGAGGCGCUCGCAAUCCGGCGUGAGAUCCAGUGUCCUCGGGCUCCCCCUCCCGAUCCGCCGAAAGGGGCGCCGAUUCCUGAAGGCGGGGAAGCGAGAUCGGGAGCCGAGGCGGCCCCGAUCAGCCUCCUUGUCCACUCAAAAUUCGGACGAAAGGUGGAUUUCGAUCAUCUGAUCGCAUCCCAGAUCCAAAGAAAAUCGAAUCUUGGUAGGUCGCAAAAGCAAAUUCGGUCUAUUUCUUAAAGAUAUCGAUUCCGAUCGAGUGCUAGAAGAAAAUGAAUUCGAUUCAUUUGGAUUGAGUGUUCGGAGAAGAAUGAGUAGAAUGUCUCAGAUUCUGCUCCUCUGAGAGGCGAUCUGAGAAAACGUAUUUCAAGAAUCGGAGAACAAGAAGAGGAGGAGGUCGAAGCCCAAUUCCAUCCAAGAUGAGCGGCGGCAAAGAGGAGGCGGUGAAGCUGGACGACGAGCAGCUGGCGGAGCUCCGGGAGAUCUUCCGGUCGUUCGACCGGAACAACGACGGCAGUCUUACCCAGCUGGAGCUCGGUUCCCUACUCCGGUCUCUGGGUCUCAAGCCCAGCCCCGAUCAGCUGGAGGCUUUGAUCCAGAAGGCGGACACCAACAACAAUGGCCUGGUGGAGUUCUCCGAGUUCGUGGCUCUCGUCGCGCCCGAGCUUCUCCGGGACAAGUCCCCCUACACGGAGGAGCAGCUCCGCCAGCUGUUCAAGAUGUUCGACCGGGACGGCAACGGCUUCAUCACCGCCGCCGAGCUCGCUCACUCCAUGGCCAAGCUAGGCCACGCCCUCACAGCCAGGGAGCUCACCGGCAUGAUAAAGGAGGCCGACACCGACGGCGACGGCCGGAUCAGCUUCCAGGAGUUCUCCCAGGCCAUCACCUCCGCUGCCUUCGACAAUUCGUGGGCUUGAUUCUCUGACUUCUUCUUCCGGUAGGCCUCCGUUCUGUCACCUCUAGAUCGUUCUUGCUCUGUUUCGCUUUUCCUCUCCAUGUAUGCAUGGAAAACAGAGUUCGAUUGGGUGGUCGUCGAAUGAAAAUUGGAGUGAGUGAAAUCAGUGAGGAUGCGCAGCGGUGUUGAAUUGCUCCGAGCUGGUGAAUAUGGGGAGAGGGAGGCAAUUUUUUUCUUAAUUCUUUCAGAUUUACGUUUGAAAAGAUUGCAUCUUUCAUGCAAAUGCUUGUGAUUUGGGGUUUUGAUUUCCAGUGUGUGGGAAUAAAAAACAAUCUGAAAGAGCAGAACUAUA
Molecule: messenger RNA, 1589 nt
Organism: Elaeis guineensis (African oil palm)
Lineage: Eukaryota; Viridiplantae; Streptophyta; Magnoliopsida; Arecales; Arecaceae
Product: probable calcium-binding protein CML18
Cellular component (GO): trans-Golgi network membrane
Molecular function (GO): calcium ion binding
Source: RefSeq, a predicted model, not a curated record